Messenger RNA from Ochotona princeps (American pika), 518 nucleotides. RefSeq lists its product as uncharacterized. Lineage: Eukaryota; Metazoa; Chordata; Mammalia; Lagomorpha; Ochotonidae. The transcript has 2 exons. The coding region runs from base 128 to 397 and encodes 89 amino acids. The record is from RefSeq and is a predicted model, not a curated record.
CCAUGUACCCAGGAGUUGGAGAAGAGGCAAGUGGGCCACCUGUUCCCAGAUGACAGGACACACGUAGAGAGACAGGGACUCAGAGCCACAUGGACAUCAGAGUCGCAGACAGACACGGUCCAGGGGCAUGGGGGCCAUGGAAGGAAUGGGGUCUCACUGCUCUGGUCACCAUCCCUCCCUUUGCUCCUCAGACCUGAAGCCCCAGAAGAGCUCCAUUCCAGAUUGGGCCAUCGUGCUGAUCACCCUCACGCUGGUGGCCGCUAUUGUCGGCCUGAUGUACGGGGUCAAGAUGGCCUGCCAGCUCCGGAGGGAGAUGCAUGUGGGCUGCGGCUGUGGCUCUGUGACCCCUUACAGCUGUCACCUGGAGGCCGGUGGCCAGCGCCACUUUGUCAAGUGAAGGGGCGGGACCAGGAAGGCCACACCCCAUCCCUUUGGUCUUUUGCAGAUUUAUCCCCAGGCCCUUCUGUCCCAUUCGCCCCCGCUGAGGCCAUUUCCAGAGAGUAGAUUUCUGGGGUCUC